Messenger RNA from Papilio xuthus (Asian swallowtail), 2261 nucleotides. RefSeq names its product Poly(ADP-ribose) glycohydrolase (gene Parg). Gene Ontology annotation, molecular function: poly(ADP-ribose) glycohydrolase activity. The record is from RefSeq and is a predicted model, not a curated record. The transcript is spliced from 12 exons. Gene Ontology annotation, cellular component: cytoplasm; nucleus. Gene Ontology annotation, biological process: regulation of DNA repair; nucleotide-sugar metabolic process; ATP generation from poly-ADP-D-ribose. NCBI's taxonomy places the organism in Eukaryota, Metazoa, Arthropoda, Insecta, Lepidoptera, Papilionidae. Bases 75 to 2225 code for a protein of 716 amino acids.
UUAUAUACUCUUUGGUACUGAUUAAAAAUAUUUUUACAUUUUACGUUAUUUCGCAUAAAUAAAAUGUAAAAUCAAUGCUUUUCAUGUUUCCGGUUCUUUUUUAUAAUCACAUUAUUGAGUUUAGCUUAAAGAAGUUCUUUCAACCUAUUAUUAGAAGUUUAAAGAUGUCGUCGGGAAAUUAUUGGAAAGGAGCUCCUUUAUCUAUGCUGUAUGGAUCGGAGUCUCCUUGGGAUAAUCCAGGAUUCCCUCCUGUGCAGCCUGGACAUAACCAUGCAGUUCUGUAUCAUAUACCGAGUAAUGGCGUACUGGCUGAUGACAGACCUCCGAAGCCACAGGUCGGACAAGACAAAUGGGACCAACAUCAUGUGAGGCUACCAUGCUCUAAGCACAGCUUAUAUCCUGUCACUGAUGAUAAAGGUGAAACACGGUUAAGAAAACGUUGGGCUAUCAUAGUGGAUACAUUAAAGAAACCAAUAAGAAACAGUCACGAACUAGCCGAUGCCAUAUUAGCAUAUAAUACUAAGUUUAAAAACAGAUGGAAAUUUAGAGCUCUACAUAAGUUAUUCAAUGAGUGCUUAGAGGAAGAGGAAUCCCAAUCCUUCUUUGAUGUGACACUGCCUGAAAUAGUCAAACUAGUUCUGGAUUUGCCUAAAUUAAUACAAGCACCUAUACCAUUACUUAAACAACACAAAAAUAUGUCUAUAUCAUUAUCGCAACAACAGAUUUCUAGUUUGCUGGCAAAUGCAUUCUUUUGUACAUUCCCUCGGAGAAACAGUAUGAAGCCAGACUCUGAAUAUUCUAGUUAUCCUUUUAUUAAUUUUAACACGUUGUACGAAACAUCAGGAUCAGAUGAUGUGAUAGAAAAACUCAAAUGUAUCUGUCAUUAUUUCAGAAGAGUUUACACAGAAGUGCCGUGCGGCGUGGUGACGUAUUCGCGGCGCUCCGUGCCACCGCGUGCGCUGCCCCGCUGGAGGGACUCCACGAAGUCCCUCGCUUUGCCGCUGCAUCUCAACCCUGUCGACACAAUAGAAGAUGCAGAUGGACUUAUACAAGUUGAUUUUGCUAAUAAGUAUCUGGGCGGUGGGGUGUUGGGCCACGGCUGCGUGCAAGAAGAGAUCCGCUUCGUGAUCUGUCCAGAACUGAUGGCCUCCAUGCUCUUCACGGAGCUGCUGCGUCCCAACGAGGCCGUCAUGAUCAUAGGCGGGGAGAGGUACAGCAGGUACGCUGGGUACGGGCACACGUUCGAGUGGGCGGGGCCGUGGGCGGAGCGCGCGCCGCGAGACUGCAGUGCGCGACGCCGCCAGGCUCUGCUCGCCAUCGACGCGCUGCUCUACGACUGCGCCCGACAUGAGUUCCGCAAGGAGGCUAUCACACGAGAACUCAACAAGGCUUGGGUCGGCUUUUCAUUCUACACGUCCGAGAAUACCGAGGGCAUGGAGUACCCGGGCGUGGCGACGGGCAACUGGGGGUGCGGCGCGUUCGGCGGCUCCGCCCACCUCAAGUCUCUGCUGCAGCUGAUGGCGUGUGCGCAGGCGCAGCGCCCCAUGGCGUACUACACGUUCAGGGACAACAAGCUCGCAGACGACAUACACGCCAUCUACACUCAACUCGUCAAUUAUAAUGUUACUGUUGGGCAACUGUAUCAAAUACUGUUGGACUUCUGCGAGGAAGGUCUGCCCCCAUCCCGCUUGCACCGCUACAUAGUGCAGCAGCUCACAGGUGUCGCUGCCACGCCCACAGCCACGCCCAGCGCCACGCCCACCACCACGCCCACCGUCACUGACUCCACCGAAAGUGAAACUCGAGAUGACUUAUACAUGAGCGACUCAGUAGUAACUGAAUGCUUCAAUUCUCCUUUCGUAUUCCACAUGAACACCCAAGAAAAAUUGCUCGAAGACCAACAGGCAGAUACAAAUAAAAACCUCGAAAAACCUAAACAGACAAGUGAUGACAAAAUGGACACUGAUGACAAAACGCCAUCCGAUAACAAAAUGGCCGCUAAUUCGAGCGAUUUGACGUCACGAUUGUUCCAAGAAAUGGAGAAAUUAGAUGAAGGCAGUGGAAGUUUAAAUUUCUCGCGACCGCAUACAUUGCCGCUGUCUCAGAGCUCGCAGUCGGCCAGCGGAGAUGCAGACACCAAACGGUCUUCGAUGGAUUUGUCAAUGGAUGUCAAAAAGAAGAUUAGUAAAAAAAUAACAGAUUACUUCUCGAAGAAGUCUAUUUGAUGUAUAAUUUUACAGGAAAUAAAAUUUCAGAACGAA